CUCUCUUAUCUCUUACGGUUUUCAGUUUCAGGCUGUGUCUUCUCUUGUUUUUUGCAAAUUCGCAACCAACACAGCAAGGGAAGGUGCGAGUGAGUGAGUAUGGCGUCUCCAUUAUCAGCUCAAUUGGUUCAAUGUCAGAACUCACUUCCACCUCUUCAGGGUAAUUUUAGCCAAGAUGUGUCUAAGGUUCAAAGGUCGCGUGUGGUAUGUUACGGUACCAGAUCACCGCUUGGUUAUUAUGGUAAAGCAUUGACAUCAAGAUCACAUAACGCCCUGAGGUUUUCUGUCACGCGACAAUCUGAAGCACGGUCAAUUGGAUAUAGGAGAAUGACAUGUGUCAAUGCUGCAGACAAUGUUGUAGAGCUUCAAGCCAAGGUGACAACCAAGUGUUUCUUUGAUGUAGAAGUUGGGGGUGAACCUGUGGGCAGGAUUGUUUUGGGCCUAUUUGGAGAGGUUGUUCCUAAAACCGUUGAAAAUUUCCGUGCUUUGUGCACAGGUGAGAAAGGAUAUGGUUACAAAGGAAGCUCCUUCCAUCGUAUAAUCAAAGAUUUCAUGAUUCAGGGAGGAGACUUUACAGAAGGAAAUGGAACUGGUGGAAUUAGUAUCUAUGGUCCUAGUUUUAAAGAUGAGAGUUUUGCCUUAAAGCAUGUCGGUCCUGGAGUUCUGAGCAUGGCAAAUGCUGGUCCUAAUACUAAUGGGAGUCAAUUUUUCAUUUGCACUGUAAAGACUCCAUGGCUAGACAAUCGUCACGUUGUAUUUGGACAUAUCAUUGAUGGAAUGGAUGUUGUGAAGACACUUGAAUCCCAGGAGACGAGUAGGUUAGAUGUCCCUCGAAAGCCUUGCAGAAUUGUUAAUUGCGGAGAACUGCCUAUAGAGGGUUGAUCUUUACGUGGAAGUACAACACUUUUCUUCUGAUUUUCAGUUCAGUUUCCAAUGUUCUGAUUGUCCCUUAUUAAUCAUGUUAAUGUGUCUGGAUUAUCAUUAGUGGCUGCCAAAUUGGUUGAUUUCCGGAGACAGAGUGGAGAUACCACAUCCAUAUUUUGUAUGACUAGACUCAUGCUUAAUUCUUAUAACAAUAGUAUUCUCUUUUCCAUUUCUUAA
Molecule: messenger RNA, 1101 nt
Organism: Glycine soja
Lineage: Eukaryota; Viridiplantae; Streptophyta; Magnoliopsida; Fabales; Fabaceae
Product: peptidyl-prolyl cis-trans isomerase, chloroplastic-like
Exons: 7
Coding region: 100-882 (260 amino acids)
Biological process (GO): protein peptidyl-prolyl isomerization; protein folding
Molecular function (GO): peptidyl-prolyl cis-trans isomerase activity
Source: RefSeq, a predicted model, not a curated record